AUGACGACGACGACGAUGAUGCGCGAGCAGCGACCACGCGUUGUCCGUACGACUCAAGCGUCGAACGAUGAAGACGCGUCGUCGUCGUCAUCGAUAAAAACGACUUCAAAUCCAGCGUUGAAAGCGGCGUGGUUCGCGUCGGAACAGUUCGGGAAAGCGAUUGGUGGUGGUAAGAGUAACUCUUCCGCGACUGUUCUUGAGAAGCAGGAAGAGAACGUGAUGACGACGAGAGCGGAGACGAUCGAUUCGUUGGCGAAAGAUUACGAGAAAAAUUACUUCAUAGGAGGCGAAAGCGAGAUGAAAGCGUACUCGAGUUCGUGCGUUUUCGCGGACCCGUUCGUCUCGUUUACCGGGUUAGAUCGAUUUAAACAAAACGUUGGGAACUUAGGGACGUCUUUACGAGACGUGGAGUGUAAGGUGUUGAAAACGGUGGAUAACGGGGUUGGGGGUGUUAUUUUCUAUUGGAAGUUUUCGGCGGUGGUUGACGCUUUGCCAUGGCGACCGAAGUUAGCCGCGAGCGGGAACACGACGCACGUUUUAGACGAUGCAAAUAAAGUGGUGAAACACAUCGAAGCGUGGGACGUGGACCCGUGGGUGGUUCUGAAGAAACUGUUAGUGCCGGCGUCGAAGUUACCGGAGAAUAAGUGGGAGCUCGGGAUGCUGGCGGUAUCGCAGCGAGAUGGCUUUGGCGCGUUGCAAGCUAUUUCAGAACCCGGGGUGAAACUGUUUGCGGCGUUAUUCGUCUUAGAAAAGUUACCCGGGGUAAACUUAGGUGGGUUUGAGGCGUUUACGUCGUUGAUGCUUGUGGCAACGGCGGUUACGGAAUUUUGGGCGCUGCUCAUUUCUUUCGGUGUCGUGAAGAAGUAA
Bathycoccus prasinos is the source of this 867-nucleotide messenger RNA. RefSeq lists its product with no specific name. The coding region runs from base 1 to 867 and encodes 288 amino acids. The record is from RefSeq and is a predicted model, not a curated record. NCBI's taxonomy places the organism in Eukaryota, Viridiplantae, Chlorophyta, Mamiellophyceae, Mamiellales, Bathycoccaceae. The transcript has a single exon.